Suillus subalutaceus is the source of this 1894-nucleotide messenger RNA. RefSeq lists its product as uncharacterized. Lineage: Eukaryota; Fungi; Basidiomycota; Agaricomycetes; Boletales; Suillaceae. Gene Ontology annotation, cellular component: plasma membrane. Gene Ontology annotation, molecular function: ferric-chelate reductase activity. The coding region runs from base 22 to 1761 and encodes 579 amino acids. Gene Ontology annotation, biological process: intracellular iron ion homeostasis; copper ion import; iron ion transport. The transcript is spliced from 9 exons. The record is from RefSeq and is a predicted model, not a curated record.
CUUGGGUCCUCAUCUUCAUUCAUGGCUGUCUCCGACAAGUCUCUGCGAAGCACCCGAAAUCAUUUGUACCCGAUCCAGGCGUGGUAUUGCAUUGGACUUUUCAUUUUUAUCAUUGCCACCUUCCAGUGGAUUUCUUUCCUUCAUUCCAAGUUCGUCAGGAGGCGUCAAACGUCCAACGCCUCUGACCCAGAACAAGCUUCUGUACACCAUCGUCACGCUUUUUCUUGGCGUCGCAUUCCAUUGGGACUUGUCAAUGCAUACCGUGUCAUCUCAUUUCGCUGGACACUCGAAUUUGGCAAGUCAUACACCCUCAACAUGGCUGAAGUUUUUGUGACUAUGGCAUACAUCAUUUUUCUUUUGUAUGGGCAUUUAUCAACACUCAACUACGUCCAUCGCAUGAUGGCUAGAGUCGUUUUCAUCUUGCUCUUGGUUCAUGCAGGCAGUGAGGUUGUCCGAAAUGCACCAUUCCAACCAUACUUCGCGCAGCAGUGGCUCGUAUGUGGCUUAACUUCUAUGGUCGCAUUUACCAUUUUAUGUAUCGUCUCGUUGCGCCCCAUCCGAGCGCAAACAUAUGAACUUUUCUUCUACGUUCAUUUCGCUAUGGCUUUGAUUUUCCUCAUCGGUGCUUACGUCCACACACAAAAUUUCGCAGUCGCCUUCUGGAUCUACCCCUGUUUCGCGAUCUGGGGAUUGGACCGCCUCAUUCGCUUCCUUCGUCUAGUUGUGUUUAACCACUCAUACUUUGGAUUCAGGUCAGGGUCUACGAUGGAUGCGACCGCUGAAGUCCUAUCAGAUGAUUUUGUUCGGUUGCGUUUCCACCGCCCAUCUCAUUUCCACUGGACGCCUGGGCAAACUGCCUAUCUUAUCAUGCCGUCCGUCUCACGCUUACCAUUCGAGGCUCACCCUUUCACCAUUGCGAGCUUUAAUUCGACCCUUUUUGAUGUGCCCAAGGAACAGAAACCAACAAGCGAAAAACACGCUGAGAUUGGCCUCGCAGAAGGGAAUCUUGGUUCUAGUGUCCCAUUCUGGAAAGAGCUCGUAUUUUUCAUAAAUGUGAGGGAGGGAUUCACUGCCCGAUUGAAAGACGCUGCCUUGAAAGGUGAUAAAAUCAAAGUCUUUGUCGAUGGGCCAUACGGGCCCUCUCCUAACCUGGCUUCAUAUGACACAUCCGUGCUCGUUGCCGGUGGAUCCGGAGUCUCAUAUGCGCUACCGGUCUUGUUGGAUAUAAUAGAGUAUGUUGGCGUGUCCGCACCAGUGAAAGCAGGUGCCGUCGUGUUGUUUUCAUCUGGUCAAUUCGGAGUUUUGAUCAUAUUCACUGGAUCAACGAUGUUCUUAUCCGAGCUCUCCGGCUUGCACCUCCUUCUUUAUCCGUCUCAAUCCACAUUCACGUUACCCGCCGUAGCAACAACUACUGAGACUUCACUGCAAUCGUUUGGUCAAAAUGAUGACGCCACACCUGUGCGCAACGAUUCCCGCUCUGAGACGGUGGAGUUGCAGGAUGGAAAAGACAUGGAAAUGAGCAAUAACUCCCUUUUCGCUAUAGAGUCGGUCAAGCUUGCACAUGGAAGGCCCGACCUCCGGACUAUCCUCAGGGAUGAAGUGAAAGUGGCGACAGGCAGGAUGUCCGUCAGCGUGUGUGGUUCACAGAGCAUAGCUCGAUCUGUCCGUGGUGCGCUUCGAUUCCCAGUAUCUAGCCCUCUCAGUGUAGCCAACGGUGGGCCGAGUGUGACUCUACACAUCGAGUCGUUUGGUUACGCUUGAAAGAGGGUUUCAACGUCUACAUUGAAACCGUGACAGAUCCCAGACGUUAUUGAUAUUUACGAAAUCGUUGUCUGCCCAUGUACUUCAUUAUUAUGGCGGAUCCCGGAAAAGGGAUACAUAGACGAAAUUUGAC